Messenger RNA from Cercopithifilaria johnstoni, 940 nucleotides. The record is from the annotation of a GenBank genome assembly. NCBI's taxonomy places the organism in Eukaryota, Metazoa, Nematoda, Chromadorea, Rhabditida, Onchocercidae.
UAUCUUGCAUGGUGACGGAUCAUUUAUAUCAGAAACGCAAACCGGUACUGAGUUCACUGCUAAGAAAGGUGAACGAUACAAAACGAAACAUCCUGUUGAAUCUGAAUUAUGGAAGAAAAAAGGACAAAUAGAUAGAGAUACAGUUUCCCAUCAAGAUUACACAAGCAAAACAGGAGAAAGAUAUCCGGUGUCAAAACCACAGGAUUCUGAUAUCUUGCAUGGCGACGGAUCAUUUAUAUCAGAAACGCAAACCGGUACUGAGUUCACUGCUGAGAAAGGUGAACGACACGAAACGAAGCAUCCUGCUGAAUCUGAAUUAUGGGAGAAACCAUGCGAUACAGUUAUUUUAUAUAUUGUUGAUUCAUUCCGGACCGGAACAGUCGCAGAUAGAAUUCCUGGCCAAAAAAGAACAGAUUUGAAAUUGCUAUGCCUUGCAGUUCGGACAUCUGGAAGGUUGGAACAGAAAAAACAAGACGAAUUUGUCGUAGAAACGAAGCAUAAACGCUGCAGCGUGUUGUGUACAGAAAGCUUGAAAUCAGCGUUCUUCGUAUAUGAUACAGCGGAGCAUAGAGAAACAUGUACAGAAAACUGGAAGACAACAUAUACGGAAACGUUUUAUGAAGGAGUACCAGUGGAGGAUGUUCGACGUGUUAUUCAACACGAAAAUAGAAAUUUCAAACUCUCCGAAAGUCAAAGCAUCUAUCGCAUAUCGUCCAUAAUGCCAACAAUAUCCGCAAUGCAAGUUCAGAUGACAUCUACUAAAUUAAAAGAAUCAACGUUUUGGCAGAACGACCAAAUGGAAGGUAGGAUCCCAGACUUUGUGCUGAAGCUGAAACCAUGCCCGGCUAGUAUACUGAUUAAUCGAUCGAUAAAGACGAGCUUGAUCGAUCCCAAUAAUUUCAACUCUCUAGUAUCAAAUUUCCAUUCAAUUUCGGCUUAA